AUGGCGUCUUGCGUUACUUUGAAGCGAUCUGCUUUGGACAGUCCUUAUGGUCACAAGUUCGAUCUCAGUCCGAAGCGCCGCUGCCUCACCGGAAAACGCCCGCUCCAGGUCACUCCUUCCAAGAAGAAUAACGCGCCAAAUGUAGAUCUUCAAAGUUUGUCUGAAAGUCUGUCCGAAUCGCAGUUUCGCCGGCUCCCUCCGCUCGAGCCCUCUAGAAUUCUUGACGAGGUGACCCAGAGCUACAAACUUCUGAAGCGACGUCGGAUGGUGCCUCGCAGUCCUCAGCAAGUGGCAGUUUCGACUACGCCGCCCAAAUGUCCAAGCCCAGCUUCGUCCUCAGACUCCGACGAAUUCGCGCCUACAACCUCAAAAGUCGCCAAACUUGCCGAACCACUCAAGAAAGAAGCUAGAAAGUAUCAACCAGACACGACCAUUCGUCUCACCAUAAGCAACGUGGCGACCAUGUGCGAAACACUCCUGCGCCAGCGAGAAGACCAGAUCAGAGAAGAAUACGACAAAAUUCUAGCGGAGAAACUUUCCGAACAAUACGAAGUCUUCUGUCGCUACACUCAAGAUCAGCUCCGGAAUCACAAGUCCUCAGCUUCGUCGAGCUACAUUUCCUGA
Messenger RNA from Oikopleura dioica, 624 nucleotides. NCBI's taxonomy places the organism in Eukaryota, Metazoa, Chordata, Appendicularia, Copelata, Oikopleuridae. The record is from the annotation of a GenBank genome assembly.